Symbiodinium necroappetens is the source of this 1812-nucleotide messenger RNA. The record is from the annotation of a GenBank genome assembly. Lineage: Eukaryota; Dinophyceae; Suessiales; Symbiodiniaceae.
AUGGGUGCCUCGAGCUCGGUGCCAUGUGACUGUUCUCGGGGCGUGUCGCGGCUUUUGGGCGGAUCCUCCAGCGGAGCAUGCACCCUACGGAUCAUUCAGAUCACGGAUGUCUACGUCCUAGACAACUUUCCGAGCCUGCGAACCUUAAUCAAGGAGAAGUCCCUUGAGUUGCAACGGAAAUGUGGUGGGCAAACCAUUAGCAUGCUGACAGGAGACUUCCUAGCACCAUAUUUGCUUUCAUCCAUUGACAUGGGCGUAGGCAUGAUGAAGAUGCUCAAUGGCACACCUAUCGAUUAUUUGACAUGGGGCAACCAUGAGGAUGACAUUCCUCACAAGGAAGUGCUGAAACGAGAACGAGAGUACACAGGGACAUGGAUCAACACCAACAUGCAGACGCAUGAGUCCUUCGCAAAAUCCACGUGCCAAGUGGAUGAGGAAGUGCUCUCAAUUACAUCACUGGAUGGAAGCAACAAGCGGCGGGUUGGCAUGAUUGGCGUGCUGAGCAAUUCGCCCAGUCUCUACCGUCCAGGAGCCUUUGGCGGAGCCAAGAUCGAAGACCCUUGGGAGGUCAUGGCUACUUACAAAAAGAAGCUUGAGCAAGAGGAGGGCUGCGACGUUGUCGUUCCACUCUGCCACCUCUACGAGCCCCAAGACGAGCGUACCUGCCGGGACUUUGAUUUCCCUGUGAUCUUGAGUGGCCAUGACCAUCACGUGGUGGAUCGGCUGGUCGAAGGCACCCGACUCCUGAAGCCAGGUCAAGAUGGAAUCAAGGCCGUGAUCCUUGACAUCUCUUGGCCGAGUGCCUCCAGCACCUCUCCAGCUAUUGAAUACGAGAUCGUCAAUGUGGCUGACUGGCCGCCCGAUGAGGCCUUGAAGCGUGUAGCGGAAGAGGCCUACAAAGUUCUGGAUCCUUUGAGGAGGACCGAGCUGGCCCAGGUGCCGAGCACUUAUCGCCCCUUGACCUCUGUCCAGGCAAGAGGCCAGCGAGUUUCCAUGGGGACAUAUUUGCUGUCGCGGAUACGCGAUGCCCUGAACAUGGACAUGCCCUUGGGCGAAAGAUAUGUCGAUUGCGCCUUGCUCAAGGGCGGGAACAUCCGGGGCGGAAGGGAGUAUCAAGAGGACGAGCACAUCAAUUUGGAGGUCCUUCAGACUGAGAUCGAGGAGGCGAAGCAGAUCCUAGUGAUCCCGGUUCCGGGCUCUGUCUUGCGGGUGGGCCUGCGGGAGACCUUCGGUGCCCCGAAUCCAGGGUGGAUGCAGUACGAUGACGGGGUCGAGCUGGAUGCGGACGGCUAUGUGACUCACAUAGCCAAGGAAGCGCUGGAGGAGACAAGGAUCUACAAGGUCGCGAGCAUCGUAGAUUUCUGGCGCAAGCGCGACGCGCCCAGCAUUGGCCAGUAUUUUGAAGAUCAUCCGGAAAAGUUGCCCGAGCCGGACUCGGGAAGGCCUGUGCACUCCCUGCUCCUGACUUUCUUCGCAAUGCAGCUCUGGACCCGAAUAUGGAAGGAGCUGGGGCUGAGCAGUGGGGAGGAGCCAAUCGAGCCCGAGGCUUUUGAAGCCCUGGACGCCGAUGGCGACGGCGUGGUCUCCAAGGAGGACCUCAAGAAGAAGCUCCAGCAGGUCAGUGGCUUCGAGCAUGUUUUCGAAGGCAUGGACGUGCUUGUGGAUAACAUGCUGAGCGAGAUCGCCAAGUUCGGUGGCAAGGACAAAGGUCUCAGUGAGGAGGCUAUCCAGGCAGCUGCCAAGCAUUGGUCCAGUCGAAGCCUUUCCUCCCUGGUCUCCGACGGUGCCUCAGAGGAGGAGGAAGACAAAUGA